AGAAGUGAUUUAGCCCACAAAGACACGAUUGAAGGUGAUUUGAAAUCUCACAUAGAUCAAUUGAAAAGUGAAUUAUCUGCUUUACAGAACCAGCAAAUCAACUUGCCUCAAUUGAAUGUUGCUAAGAAUAGAAGUAUUAAUACUAAACGCCACUCAAGUGUUGUUACUUCUAAUUCUAACUAUGAUGGUUCUACGAAUAGGCCGGUUUCUGUUAUUGCUGUUUCUAAUGAUGAUGAGACCAACAUUGAUGACAUUAAUGAUGAGUUGUUCAGAUUAUUAAGAAACUCGAGACAAUUACACCGUGAAGUUGUUGAAGGAUUGUUAAAGAAUUUGAAGAUACCUCAAGCCGGAGUUGCUUCUGAUUACACCAGAAAGGAAAUUUUGUUCCCAGCUAGAAUCAUCAUCAUUAUUUUGAGUGAUAUGUGGAGAUUAGGUUUAACCAAAGAGAGCGAAGAGUUCUUAGGUGAAGUGUUAGCUACAAUUCAAGUAAUUGUUUCAAAUUUAAAAGGCGAUGAUGUCAUACCCAAUGGUGCAUUCUGGUUAUCCAACACACAUGAAUUGUAUUCUUUCGUUUCAUACGCCCAACAGACUAUUCUUUCUAACGACACUUUGAGUUUUGAAAUGAGUGAAGAAGAAUUUGAAGAAUACUUGAAACUUAUUGCUGUUGUCAAGGAAGAUUUUGAAUCCUUAUCAUACAACAUCUACAACAUGUGGAUGAAGAAGAUGGAGAAAGAUUUGGAGAAAAAGGCUGUUUCUGCUGUCGUUUUAUCGCAGUCUUUACCUGGAUACAUGGCACCAGAAAAUUCACCAUUUUUGUCGAAGGUCUUUUCCCCAGCAAAUCAAUACAAGAUGGAUGAUAUUUUGAGCUUCUUCAAUAAUGUAUACUGGUCAAUGAAAUCAUAUUUCAUUGAACAGGAGGUGAUGCAUGAAGUUUUGGUCGAGUUACUCAGGUUUAUCGAUGCAUUAUGUUUCAAUGAUUUGAUAAUGAGGAGAAACUUUUUGUCUUGGAAGAGAGGCUUGCAGUUGAACUAUAACGUGACAAGAUUAGAAGAAUGGUGCAAGGGUCAUGAAAUACAGGAAGCUAGCGUCUACCUAUGCCAUUUGUUCCAAGCUGCUAAACUCCUCCAGAUCAAGAAGAAUACACCCGAAGAUAUCGAAAUCAUUUAUGAAAUUUGUUAUGCUUUGAGACCAAACCAGAUUCAAAAGUUGAUAAGCCAAUAUUACGUUGCUGACUAUGAAACCCCAAUAUCACCAGAUGUACUUCAAGCUGUUGCUGAUAGAGUGAAGUCUUCAGGGGAUGCUGGUACUCAAGAAUUAUUCGAAUUAGUGUCUACUGAUGGAUAUUUCAACGAUCCUUUUAGAACCGUGAGUUUGAGACCAUUCUCUAGAGUGGAAGCUUACGUUCCAGCAUGGUUGACUUUACCGGUAAUUAGAAGAAUUGUUGAAUUGGUAGCCAAGAAUGCUACCGCUCAAGAAGCAUUGGGUGAUAAGGAGAGAAGUAGUGAACCUAGUAUAUCCAUUUAACUGAUUAGAGUGUUUUGUUUAAUAUAUGUUAAUAAUAAUUGCUU
Yamadazyma tenuis ATCC 10573 is the source of this 1568-nucleotide messenger RNA. Lineage: Eukaryota; Fungi; Ascomycota; Pichiomycetes; Serinales; Debaryomycetaceae. The record is from RefSeq and is a predicted model, not a curated record.